Aphanomyces astaci is the source of this 921-nucleotide messenger RNA. RefSeq lists its product as hypothetical. Bases 138 to 824 code for a protein of 228 amino acids. NCBI's taxonomy places the organism in Eukaryota, Oomycota, Saprolegniomycetes, Saprolegniales, Verrucalvaceae. The record is from RefSeq and is a predicted model, not a curated record. The transcript has a single exon.
CUCUCAACGCGAUCGGCGUGCACCAGUGUUGCUCAAAUUCAAUCCUGCGCCCAACAUAGCAAGGCAUCGCCCCCACUAUCUCCCGAGUAUAGUACACUACCCCACACCACCCCCACCACAUUAUCAUCAUCAUCCCCAUGCUUGCGAUGCUCUCCAACGAUUCCAUGUACCACGCCCCGUUGUCGCCAGGACAAACCUCCACGGCUAGUUCCGACUCGAGCGGGGCGGCGAGCCAACGCGGCUUUUCACGCAUGUUGCAUGGCUCGGACGCGGUGCCGUCGUGCCACGUAUCUCCAGAGCUCAAGUGCCAGUACAAGACGGGCACGUGUACCAACGAGCGCACGACGAAAAAGAACGGCAAGUUGCUCAUGCUGUGCGAACUGCACCGCAAGAAGCAGAACGAAAUCAAGAAGCGCAGCGACCGCAAGCAGAGCGCCAUGCGCAUGAACCGGCGGCUCGAGGCCAAGCAGAAAGCCAUGGUCGAUCCCCGCCAGGACAAAGCCAAGUCGUUCAAACAGCGGGUGCCCAAGUUCGAAGAGCUCUUGUCGUGUGAUCCAAGCCACAUGUGGGACCACCACAGCCAUCACCAAUACUACCACGACUCGUCGGCGGUGACCCUGCCUCGGGUCAACGUCUGGCGCACCAAAGACGGCAUCGCCACCAGCAUACCUGGUCUCCCCCCCAGAGCAUUUGCCUUCCCAACCCCCUACUCCCCCUCGGGCCACCUAUUCGAUUGGAGCGUGGGGCCGCAGCAGCUUGCGACGGGGAACGUCACUCCUCGAGGCAACGACCUCGCCAUCCUCGAGUUCUUUCUCGACGAUUAACGAACGACCUCCCUCCACCCACUGUACUAGUCUAGUAUCCCCCUGUAGUCAUCGAGCUUGUGUUUCCCGCUAAUUAUUAAUUGCAUCUCGAGUAGUA